Molecule: messenger RNA, 2510 nt
Organism: Pundamilia nyererei
Lineage: Eukaryota; Metazoa; Chordata; Actinopteri; Cichliformes; Cichlidae
Gene: ryk
Product: receptor like tyrosine kinase
Exons: 16
Coding region: 493-2376 (627 amino acids)
Biological process (GO): cell surface receptor protein tyrosine kinase signaling pathway; protein phosphorylation; positive regulation of kinase activity
Cellular component (GO): signaling receptor complex; plasma membrane
Molecular function (GO): ATP binding; protein kinase activity
Source: RefSeq, a predicted model, not a curated record
GGCAGCAGAAGCCAGAGCGCUGCGCGCCCCCGUUGCCCCCCUUCCUGCCCGGAGUGAAAACUGAGAGGAAAAAGCGUCGGGAGCAGAGACCAUGGAGGGGGAAAGCUGGAUGUAUUAGCUAGUUUGCUGCUUAGGGCACUUUUUACUCUUCUUUCGCUUCUACCCACAGAAAUCAAAGCGUCUCAAUGUGGAGAUAUCCGGUGUGUAUUUUACGUUGCUCGUAAAUCUCCUGAACAGUCAAACAAUCAACUGCGAGUCGGACCGCGGACGGUUAGCACAGCCUGACUGAAAGUUAGCCCGCUCCGGCUAACUUAGCCCGCUCCAGCUACCACGAAAGGACAAAAAAACCCCUAAAAACACGAUAGUGAGUAAGAGUGUCGGGGCUUGAAGUAACUCGUAAUGUUGCCUCCCGGGAUUAAUUUCAGAUACGGAUGAGAAAGAAAUUCUCUGGGAACAGCGAGAACAACAGCGAGCCAGACAACCACCGUCGUUAUGCUGGGGUUGAUCCGCGGCUCCGGCAGCCCGUCCGAGUCCCGAGUGUGGCCGCACUCGGUGCUCUGGAGGCUGGGGGGCUUCUUCUUCCUGCUGCUGCUGGAAGGGGCCGGCUGCCUGGCCAGCCCGGGCAGCCCCGUAGGCGUCAACAACAACAACCCCGGAGUCAACAUCUACAUGAGUGUGGAGGAGGUGAAGAAGCUCCUGGGCCUCGACGCAGAGCUGUACUACGUGCGACACGAUGUGGUGAACCAUUACGCGCUUUCCUUCAACAUGUCUGUCCCCACUGAGACCAACAGCCUCUACUUCACAUGGUACUCCAAGACAAAGGUUGACUACCGGCUUUCAUUCAGCGUGGAGAACCCUGUAGCCCUGAACCCGCCAUGGUGCAACAUCUCCCUUCAGGGGGAAGUGCCCCGUGUUCCCUCUGUCUUCAGAGUGGACAUCUUAUGUUCGGGCAAAGUAGAUGAAGAGGCAUUUUUAACAAUGCAGCUGAAUCUGACCAUCCAUGCCAACAACUACACAGUGCUCAACUUCAAGAGGAGGAAAAUGUGCUAUAAGAGAAUCGAUUCUGAAAAGAUCCCCAUUCCUCUCAACAAUAACUCUCUCCCUCGGCCUGACUUAGAUGGUGUUACCGCUCCCACCACCUCCACCCAGGUGUUCUAUAUAAGCGUGAGUGUCUGCUGCAUUGUCAUCUUCCUCGUGGCCAUCAUUCUGGCCAUCCUGCACCUGCACAGCAUGAAGAGAGUGGAGAUGGAGGACAGUGUGAGUGACAGUGGAAGCUCACAGGGCCUUUCUCAGCCGUCCACCCAGACCACGCAGUACCUGAGGGCUGACACUCCAAACAACGCCGCCCCUGUUACCAACAACCACCCUGGUUCUGCACCCAUACUCCAGCUUGCUGCCUCCUCCUUCCAAAACCCUGGUGCUCCCCCUCAUGAAACCAAAAGUUACCCAUCUCUGCGCAUAGAGAAGAAUGACCUGAGGAGUGUGACUCUGAUGGAGGCCAAAGCUAAAGUUAAAGAUAUUGCAAUCUCAAGGGACCGAGUUACACUACGAGACGUCUUACAUGAAGGCACUUUUGGCCGCAUCUUCCACGGCGUGCUGCUGGAUGAAAAGGACCCCAGUAAGGAGAAGCAGGUCUUUGUGAAGACCGUGAAAGAUCAUGCUUCUGAGGUGCAGGUGACGAUGAUGUUGACUGAAAGUUGCAAACUUCGUGGCCUUCAUCACAGAAAUCUGCUUCCCAUAAGCCACGUGUGCACAGAGGAUGGAGAGAAGCCCAUGGUGCUGCUGCCUUUCAUUGCUUGGGGUAAUCUGAAGCAGUUCCUGCGGCAGUGCAAGUUAGCUGAGGCUAACAACCCACAGGCAAUCUCUCAGCAGGACCUGGUUUACAUGGCCAUCCAGAUUGCAUGUGGAAUGAGCUACUUGGCUCGCAGAGAGGUCAUACACAAAGACCUCGCCGCUAGGAACUGCGUCAUUGACGACAACAUGCAGGUGAAGAUUACAGACAAUGCCCUCGCCCGAGAUCUCUUUCCCAUGGAUUACCACUGUCUGGGGGAUAAUGAGAACCGGCCUGUCCGCUGGAUGGCCCUGGAAAGCCUGCUCAACAAUGACUUUUCCAGUGCAAGUGAUGUGUGGGCUUUUGGAGUGACGCUGUGGGAGCUGAUGACUCUGGGGCAGACCCCCUACGUCGACAUUGACCCUUUCGAGAUGUCGGCUUACCUAAAAGACGGGUACAGAAUAGCACAACCAAUCAACUGUCCAGAUGAGCUGUUUGCAGUGAUGGCUUGUUGCUGGGCCUUGGACCCCGAGGAGAGGCCCAAGUUUCAGCAGCUGGUCCAGUGUCUCACAGAGUUUCACGCAGCGUUGGGUGCUUACGUGUGAAAGCAGUGGGUGGCACUUCUUCUUCUACUAAUCCAUUAAAGCAACGACACUAAAGGCUGGCGGACACUUUUCACGAGGAAUGCACAUUUGAAAUCGUGCCUUAUCACAUGAAAGAUGAGCAGACUUGUGCCCGA